GAUUUUUCUCUAUGGAAAUAAAUCUUUGGCAGCCACCAGAAUUGGGGUAUAAAAAAUGACCUUGGGCAGCUGCUGCCAUUUGUUUCAGUGGGAAAAUGAGGGUUUUGUCUCUCCCCAGGGGUUAAUAUUGCGAUGCUCUGAACACCGUCAGGGCUCGGCUUCUGAAGGGUUCCAGCGAGGAGGAGGAAUGCUUUGUGCUUUAUGACAAGAUCACGGCUUGUGCACGCUGUGAUUUGCAUCGCCCGUUUGUGCACAGGCCGUAAAAGUGCACUUUUUAUCAGGGACAUUUGUGAAUAUAUAACAGCGCUGAAGACAUAUGGCCACUAAAUAAUUCACAGUUAUCUAUCUUCUCAGCAGAUUCCUUAUACACCUACCAUGUUUUAAUGCCUAGUUUGCUCAGAAACAAUAUUCUUUACGACCCUUCCAAUAUAAAAAUGUUUACUGACUGGCAGCAGUAUAGGGAUACCAUGGGAUUGGGCUAUAAGGAAGGAGAAACCUUUCCAUUUUCUCUCCCUCUCCCUCUUUUCAUCUGUUUUCCCUCAGUUCUUCCAGCCAGCACCCAACCUUACAGAAAAAGGUGCUUCUCCCAAAAGAAGGCACAGAAUUCCUCCUGCUGGGGCUGUCGGGUGGGAGUCACUCACUAACCUGCACCCUCUUCUCGUUUCAGUUCCAUAUCCAUUUACAGUCCCAAGGAGAAUCCGAAUACCUUUGAUGCUGCGGCUUUCUUCCAGUCUGUGGGAAAUUUCCUGGGGAUCUUCGCCGGCUCAUUUGCCAUGGGGUCUGCAUAUGCUGUUGUCACAGCUCUGAUAUCCAAAUUUACCAAACUCUGUGAGUUCCCGAUGCUGGAAACAGGCCUGUUUUUCCUCCUUUCUUGGAGCGCCUUCCUGUCUGCAGAGGCCGCCGGCCUAACAGGGAUAGUCGCUGUUCUCUUCUGCGGAGUCACACAGGCUCAUUAUACCUAUAACAAUCUGUCGUCGGAUUCCAAGAUGAGGACUAAACAGGUAAAAGCUCUCUUUUCUCGGUGUUAUGGCUAUGUAGUGAUUCUGGCAGUGUACUUGGAAAGAAUCUCUUUCAUAAAGGGAGAAAGUAAGCUUAAGGCUUCAUUAUGGGUUGGAUAUUUAUAGAUUUUUUUUCCCUCCAGGAUAACCAUUAACAAUUCUCUUGGUAAGCAAAAAUAUAGUUAUAACAGUCCCUCCUGAGAGAUGUGGACCGUGGACUGUCAGUCUUGAAGAUGAAAGGCCUACUGUCA
Oryctolagus cuniculus (rabbit) is the source of this 1249-nucleotide messenger RNA. NCBI's taxonomy places the organism in Eukaryota, Metazoa, Chordata, Mammalia, Lagomorpha, Leporidae. The record is from RefSeq and is a predicted model, not a curated record.